AUGCGUCCACCACGGCUUUUGCUUUUGCUUUUUUGUUUCAUCUUUCUGCCUAUUCUGCUGACCUUUCUUUCCCUUGUCACUGCGGAGCCUCGUCAUGGCGUCGACGAGGGGGAUGCACCCAUCGCUGGUCGAUCGAGCCGAUUACGCGCUCUAUUUUCAUUCAACACGCCAACCUCUUUAUUUCCGCCUUCCGCCAUCAUCAGUUUAACCGAUGACAACUCGACAUUUUUCCUCGCGCGACCGGCGGCAUUCGGGCCCCUUCUCCCACCAAACGGCCUCAGCGGCCAGCUCUGGAUAGGCAGCGGCUUCAACCAGGACACCCUCAGGAAGGGUGCUGGUAUUGCAGGUUUUCAGGGGGAGCUUGGCUGUUCAGAUGUACCGGACUGGGAUAAGGAUGCACAGGCGAAACAAGACAAAGCGUUAAAAGAUGCGCAUACCAUUAUUCCGGCCAAUCCUGCAACAGACAAGGAGACGAUAGACAAGCGCAAAGACACCGACACCAGUAUUACUGCCACAUAUAAAAUUACUGGACCGGCGCCAAAUGACGGGACCGACGAUCACCUACAUCAUCCUUUUUCGGUGGUUAAACACGAGAAGUCAAGUGAGAAACAACACCACCCCACGCAUGCGGAUAUUCAGUCUUUGCAAGAGAGCGCGGAGAUCGCUGGAAAGGUCGUCCUACUCAGUCGGGGUGGCUGCGGCUUCUUGGAGAAGGUGAAAUGGGUUCAACGACGAGGCGGCGUAGCAUUGAUUGUCGGAGAUGACACCAGAGGUGGUAGCUUGAUUACGAUGUAUGCGCGUGGCGAUACUUCGAACAUCACCAUCCCGGCGGUGUUCACUUCUUAUACAACUGCACAUUUAUUAUCCUCUUUGAUUCCAGAAAGGGCGAUAUUAGAAGGCCAAAAGGAAACUGACUCGAAGAAAGUCGCAGCCGAUCAAAAACGACCGUCUAAGCCUACUGCUACCACGACGAGAAUUACUAGUCAGCCUACAAACACCAGAGCCCCGAAAAAGGAUACAACAGAAAAGAAAGAGUCGCCUAAAACGAAAGGCAAUAGUUUCUUCUCUGCGAUAUGGUCACUGUUCGGUUUUGGAAGAGACGAGUCCUUGAUGGAUGAUAGCCGUCGACCGCCAAGCAGCGGCAAUAUUGAUUGGCUCUUAGUCGAUGACUAUGACGAGGAGGAUGGUGGCAGAAAAACAAAAUCAGUGCAGUCUAGCAAAGACAAGGGUGCCAAGACCGACAAGUCAUCGAAGAAAAUCGAUAACAGUCCAGUGGACGGCGAUGGUUUCGAGAUCGGUAUACAUGACUGGCGGGAUCCAGACCUUGUACCAACCAAGCCUCCUGCGAAAGGAGGAUCUUUAUCGGCUGAUAAAACCGAGUCGAAGAAAAAGGAUGAGAAGGCUAACAACAAGGUGGACUCGAACCUCAAAGGUGGUAGUAUCACACCUGGAAGCGGAGAGUAUUCACACAUCGUCGAGGGCACAGCUGGAUCUGACAAGACGGACAAGAAUGGGGCAGGCUCGAACAAUGGAAUAUCAUCAGACUCUGGCGAAAAGAGUUGGUUUGCAAGACACUUUGGCUGGAACGAAGGUCUCAACGAUGAACUAGAUCAAGUACUGAAAAACCGCGUCGAAUCAACUAGUAACCCAGUGACAUAUGUGCAAGGUGAACAAACAUUGGGCGAUCAUCAAGGCCUUUGGGUUACCCUCACUCCGACUAGCAUGUCAACUAGCCCGUUCUUUGAUACCCUUUUGGUGCUCGUUGUCAGUCCAUUGAUUACCUUGACCGUUGUCUAUGCACUACUACUUUUGCGGUCUCGAAUCCGCCGGCGACGCUGGCGUGCGCCGAAGUCUGUGGUCGAACGACUUCCAAUCAGGACAUACCAUACCAUCACUCAAUCAACGUCAACCUCAAGCAGCCCGCGGUCACCGAGCCCUGAAUCUGUUACGUCAGUUACGUCAACAUCCCCUCUGCUUGGGUCGAGGCCUCGAGAAGCACACGGUCGCUCUCGCCAACGCUCACAGACUGUGUCUGGAGUGGGUAUUCGAACGCACGAUGUGGCCCCCACCAAAGAUGGGACAUUCUCCGGAUCUGAUUUAUGGAGACGCAAGUACAUUGGACGCCAGGUCGAGUGCGUGGUAUGUUUGGAAGAGUAUGUCGAUGGUCAGAGUCAAGUAAUGAGUCUCCCAUGUGGACACGAAUUCCACGCGGAGUGCAUCACCCCAUGGCUUACCACACGUCGACGCACUUGCCCAAUAUGUAAAGGUGACGUUGUCCGAUCAAUGGCUCUCGCUGAGCCUACAACGGGCUCCCAAGAAACCACACCCUUUGUCCGCACAGCAUCCGUGCCAAUUAUACCUGAUGUCAGCGACGACUCAAAUCUCGAAGAAGGCCGAAGAGCAGAUGAACCAUUACUCUCCGCCGACAGCAGCGAUAACGAGAGCAACGCCAAUACAGCCUCCUCUUCGGCGCCUCAUCAAUCUAAUUAG
Talaromyces marneffei is the source of this 2490-nucleotide messenger RNA. RefSeq lists its product as uncharacterized. Gene Ontology annotation, molecular function: ubiquitin protein ligase activity. Gene Ontology annotation, cellular component: cytoplasm. The transcript is spliced from 2 exons. The record is from RefSeq and is a predicted model, not a curated record. NCBI's taxonomy places the organism in Eukaryota, Fungi, Ascomycota, Eurotiomycetes, Eurotiales, Trichocomaceae. Bases 1 to 2490 code for a protein of 829 amino acids. Gene Ontology annotation, biological process: ubiquitin-dependent protein catabolic process.